Cannabis sativa is the source of this 2291-nucleotide messenger RNA. RefSeq names its product probable serine/threonine-protein kinase PBL3. The record is from RefSeq and is a predicted model, not a curated record. Bases 281 to 871 code for a protein of 196 amino acids. Lineage: Eukaryota; Viridiplantae; Streptophyta; Magnoliopsida; Rosales; Cannabaceae. Gene Ontology annotation, biological process: protein phosphorylation. The transcript has a single exon. Gene Ontology annotation, molecular function: protein kinase activity; ATP binding.
UCUCCUUUCUUUCACAUUGACAGAAAAUCGGGAAGAGUUACACUGGCGCAGAAGAGUCCAAAUAGCAAUAGGUGCAGCCAGUGGCUUAGCCUAUCUUCACACUCAUGGGAAGCCUAUAAUUCAUAGGGACAUUAAAGCUUCCAAUGUUCUUCUAGACUCUGUAAGUUCCCUCUUUCUGGUGGUUUUCAUAGGAAUAGAACAUAGCAGUCAGUAAAAAUUGUUUUAUGGUUUUAAAUUAUGUGAUUGCACUGAAUAUUUUGCCAACAUUGGUAGCACUUCAAUGCCAAGAUUUCAGAUUUCGGCCUUGCUAAAUAUGGACCCGAAGAUGAAAAUGAUCACCUCAGCACAAAGGUUAUUGGCAGCAGGGGCUACUUUGCUCCAGAGUACUUCUAUAGAGGUAGGUAUCAAAAAUCAACCUUUCCCCCUCACCAGUUUUUGGAGAAAUAAAAAAAAAAUAUAUUUUUUAACGGUUACAGGGCACUUGACCAUAAAGGCUGACGUAUAUAGCUUCGGAGUGGUACUUUUGGAGAUUUUGUCUGGUUCAUGUGCUGAGAAGAGAUGUUCAAAGGGGAUUCCAGAAGAUCUAAUUGAGAAAACAAAGUACCUCCUCUGCCGGAACACCAAGCCGGAACUGCAUACAGUCAUGGACAAGCAGCUUGGAAACAUCCCCAUGGAAGAAGCUCAAAUAUUCGCUGAGCUUGCCUACCAAUGCCUCAGCCAAAACCCCGAAAGCAGACCAACCAUGGGAGAAGUGGUAGCUGGUUUAGAGCAGUUGCAACACAGCAAAGUUGGAGCCAGUACUCUCCACAACUCCAUGGUUGCGAGAUUUUCUGCCUGGCCUCCUCCCUCUUCCAAAAGGUCCUCCAGAUAAUUUGGAUGUGAACAAUCAAGUUUGUUGAUAUGACUAUCCUGGAAAGACCUGCACGUGCCUUUGGCGAUAAACCUGAUAUCUAACAUGUAACAAUGAUAAUUUGUGUAAUGCCAAUGAGCACAUGCUUUCUAAAACUUCAACCAUCCACUUGAAAAGAUUUCACUACGGUCCAAUAUGUUGUGAUGUGUUCGUUCAUACUAUUACUAUUAUACAAUGCGACACAACUUGUCAUGAGUACUGCAUGAAGGAUAAAUGUGUAUACAACUCAAUCAAAGAAAAAAAGUGUAUAAAUAUAGUUGCGAAUUUAGCUUGAAUUAUUCACACCAAUAUAUUAAACAAGUGGAUUGCCACGACUUUGGAGCUCCAUAUCAUAUGAAAAAAAGGCUGCCCAGUAACCUGUUCCAGCAUACUUCAAAAUUGUGUCGCAUGAAUGACAUGCCUCGUACUCCAUUCUAAGGGAACGAAAUGGUAACAGAAGAAAUUUACAAAUCUGAGCGCCCUUUUUAAUGCACUCGUGGAGAUUGUUGGAUGGAUCGCAAUGGAGAUGCAAUGGGUGGUGGAUUUAGAGGAGAACGAUGUUGUCGCAUUGGAGACUUCCGAGGAGAAAAGGAAACUGGGUGCUGCUCUGGUUGGGGAAGAGAAGCUGAAUUUCUUGGGCCUUCAAGUUGUUCAAGCGUUGAUAAUACAUCUGCCAUCUUAGGCCUAAGUUUAGCUUCAUUAAGCAGGCACUGCAUGGCAAGCGUGGCAGCUGUAUAUGCACCUUUCUGAGGAUAUUGGCCCUCUAAUUUGGUGUCCAUGAUCCGAAACAACUUUCUUCUGUCACCCAAAUAUGGCUUUGCCCAGUCUACCAGAUUCUGCUCAAUACCUACUUUUGUUUUAUCAACAGCACGUCGUCCAGAUAGUAGUUCCAAUAGUACAACCCCAAAACUAUAAACAUCACUCUUAGCUGUGAGACGACCUGUUCAUUGGCAAAUCCACAGGUAAGAUGACCACCUUAAAAUCACUUUUAAUUUAUAAAUUGACAACAAAGUUAAAAAAAAAGCAAUAAACAGAGUAAAAAUACACUGUUAUUCUCUUUAAACACUGUUAUUCUCUGAAUUGCACUUGCCAUAAAAGGGUCGUUUUUUUUUUCCACAAUAGCUCACCCAAUAACAGAUACUAAGAACUAAUAAUUGUGGAUAGCAAGGUAAGACUACACAAUAAAUCAAAUUGAAAGCACAUAAACCUGUAGCAACAUAUUCUGGAGCAGCAUAGCCAUGAGUUCCCAUAACCUGAGUAGACACAUGAGUCCUGUCACCAGUCGGACCUGCCUUAGCCAAACCAAAAUCGGAAAGCUUUGCAUUGAAGUCCUGCAUCACAAUGUGUAACCGGUAUAUGUAACUUAGACAAGAAUGCAAAACGUAAUCAUUAUAUAAUCAAC